AUGGAGUCUCGAUCAAGUCUGAAGAUAGCGGUGGUUGGCGCUGGUCUUGGCGGCAUGGCAGCCGCGUUCCGCUUCGCAAAGCAGGGACAUGAUGUCGAAGUCUAUGAGCGGAGACCCAGUGCUUCGACCCAGGGAGGAGCGAUCUUCAUCAUGGGUGGCGCGACUCGCUGCCUUGAGCGAUGGGGAUUGAAGGAGUCCUUCUCGUUGAUCUCGGACGUGAUCUCAGCACAUCAGUUCCGCAAUGCUUAUGAUAAUAGCCUGAUGAUGCAAAUGCCUGCCGCUCAGGACUGGGGCUCAGAUCGCCAAAGUGUGGUGAGCCUACUCCACGACCGCGCAGUGGGAGCGGGUGCUCGUAUCUCAUUCGGCUCGGAAGUGGUCUCGAUCGAGGAGAGCGAGAGCAAAGCCACCAUCCAACUCAAUAACGGCGUCACUACGACCGCAGAUCUCGUCAUUUGUGCCGAUGGCAUUCUCUCGCGCCUGCGGUCCAAGGUCUUGCACACAUCAGACUACUCACCCAUGCCAGCUCCUUCCACACACUAUCCGGUAGAGAUCCCUUACGACGCGCUGGUGAAUGAUGAGAACGCCAAGAGCUGGAUCACCUCUACAGAUUCGAUAUUCUGUACUCGAACUGGCGGGUACGCUAUGGCAAGGUACCACAGCAAGCUGAGACGCCUCCAAGUUAUGUUCUCGAUUCAAGCCGUGGAUAACGACAACCCGAGGCUGUGGGACGAACACGGAGACCUUGAGUACGUGCGCGAGUACUUCAAGGAGUGCCACCCUGCCUUGACAUCAGUGCUGCAGCUCGCGAAGUCAUGCUGCCGCUGGCGCCUGGCUUCCAUGCCAGAACUUCCUCAAUGGUCUAGCGAGCAUGGCAGGUUGCUUCUGCUUGGCGAUGCCGCUCACGCCAUGCUUCCAAACGCAGCCCAGGGCUUCUCUUCGAUCAUUGAAGACAUUGAAGUGCUCACAACUCUUCUUGAAGGCGUGAAGAAGCCAAAGUUCCAGGAGAUCGCCAAGUCAUGGCAAGAAAUUCGCAUGCCGCGUGUGACCAAGAUGCAGGCGCUGUCCCAAUUCAAUUACGAUCUUGGCAAUAAGAUGAGCAUGAUUUGGAGCAACGCUGCGGGUAACGGCAGCAGCGAUGCUGCACCAUACACAAAUGAGAAAGAGGGAGAGAGCAAUAGCCAGUAUGAGGGCAGCACUCAAGGUAACACGCCCGAUGGUAGCCAGCACGGCGGAGACAAGGAGUCCGCAGCGAUGGACGACCGCGCAGAUGCGAACGCUGACUUCGGAUCGCCGCCAUUCCAGAAGUGGCUUUAUGAGUAUGAUGCAACGGAAGAGACCAAGCUUUACCUCAAAGAAGCUGCUUCGAAGGCAGCGCCGAAGAGUAUGGCGGACUUGCAGCUUGAGCGGGCUCUGGGUGCUACUUUUCUGUCGAUGAGCGGUGACGAUGGUAUUCUUGCGCAGUAG
This is a messenger RNA of Cercospora beticola, 1464 nucleotides long. RefSeq names its product FAD-dependent oxidoreductase. The record is from RefSeq and is a predicted model, not a curated record. Gene Ontology annotation, molecular function: FAD binding; monooxygenase activity. Lineage: Eukaryota; Fungi; Ascomycota; Dothideomycetes; Mycosphaerellales; Mycosphaerellaceae.